Molecule: messenger RNA, 705 nt
Organism: Clonostachys rhizophaga
Lineage: Eukaryota; Fungi; Ascomycota; Sordariomycetes; Hypocreales; Bionectriaceae
Source: the annotation of a GenBank genome assembly
AUGGCCCAGCAUCCCCUCCAGCGACUCACGUCGCCUUCGCGCAGCUUCUCGCUGCUCCUGCACCUCUUAGGAGCGGCAUCCUUCAGCUACAACUUCCGCUUCCUGACACUAUGGAAAACUCCGUUCGACGAGGCCUACGGCUGGCAUUUCCAGUUCCUCACCAUCAUCGGCCUGUCGGCCUCGCUCCUGGCCUUCGUCCUGGGCAUCUUGGCAGACUUGACCCUCAACCCGACCUUGUUCAGGGUCAAGAACACCAUCUGCAUCGUUGCCACCCCGCUCGAGGUCCUGAUCUCCAUCCUCUACUGGGGAAUCCACAUGAUUAAUCCCGAGCUCCUCUUCGAAGGCGAAUUUGCAUUGCCGCUCCUUCCUGACCUCGGAUUCCACCUUGCCCCGGCCGUCUUCCUCAGUUUGGACCUCAUUUUGCUCAGCCCUCCCUGGACGAUACCCACGUACGGCGUCAUGUCCCUCAGCACCGCCUUGGCAUUCUCUUAUUGGUACUGGGUUGAGCUGUGCUUCAGCUACAACGGAUGGUACCCCUAUCCUCUUUUUGGGCUCUUGAACACGUAUCAGCGCAUAUUCUUGUUCACAUUCUCUGCCUUGCUGACCACCGGCUCGUCCGUUGGACUGAAAUGGGUGUACGCGCGCGUGAAUGGUUAUGAUAAAGCGCGACAUGAAGCUCAUAAACCUCUGAAGAAAGUUAAUUAA